AUGCCUCAACCAUCUUGGGAUGAAUUCAAAUGUCAAUGUUACUUGUGCUUUGGGCCACCAAUUAGAAGUCAGAAAUUGGGAGAAUUGGCUAAGUUAUGCCAGAUUAGGUCUGUGGCAGAUUACCAACAAAAGUUUGAGCAGUUAAUUUUGCGGGCUAGUAUACUCACUCAGUCGCAAAAAAUUGAACUUUAUAUAAGCGGUCUUACUGAUUAUAUAGCUAUUGAGGUUGAGCUGCAUAAUCCUCCAGAUUUGGCUACGACGAUGAGUUUAUCCCGGCUUUAUGAACGCAAGGAACAACCCGUUUGUACACAAUUGUUAGAUGCUUGCAAGUCCAAGGCAACAGAUUUCUCACCUCAACAACAUGCCAGAUUUGUGAAGAAACUGACUAGAUCUGAAAUGGAGGAAAUUAGGGGAAAUUUAUGUAACAACAGCAUGGAUGAAUUCCGUUUGCAUUACCCGAAUGUGUUCUCUCACUCAACCCUUGCAACAAAUGAAGACCCCAAGGCUUUCAAGAAUUAUCAAAAUCGUCUUGCUACUGUAGACUAUAUGGUACCCCUUGAAAGUUAUGUUUUUGCUGCGCAAGGUCAUAGAAGAUUUGAAGGAUUUCGAGAGACCAAUAGCCCUGACAGGUUCAAUUUUGUCAGAUUGAUCGACUCACUGGAUAAGGGUGAAAACUCUUCGGAAGAGUUUGAUUCAAAAGUUAAGGCCUUAAAAUCCAACAGAUUAGGAGCACCUUGCGUCAGACAACCCGGAGAAUCACCAAGAUUAAACAACUUUCACGCAAAAUCCUUGACCAGGUUGGGUUGUUUAUGUAAUAGAUCAUGGGAAGAAAGCCAGUAA
Molecule: messenger RNA, 840 nt
Organism: Solanum verrucosum
Lineage: Eukaryota; Viridiplantae; Streptophyta; Magnoliopsida; Solanales; Solanaceae
Product: O-fucosyltransferase 19-like
Exons: 2
Coding region: 1-840 (279 amino acids)
Cellular component (GO): cytoplasm
Source: RefSeq, a predicted model, not a curated record